GAAGGCACGACGAUAUUCAUCCGUUGGUGAAGGCUCACAGUCAGUCAGCCCUGUUCGCUGUUUGCUCUCUUGCUUUCAUCAUACUCUUUACUCUGUUUCUUGUUUUCAACCUCAUUCAUUAUAAGGCCAUAUUUCGAUGAUAACCGAGUAGUCCCCAGCAACUCUGGACACGCUCCUCUCAAGUUUCUGGGGUUCUGAGAUAGCCGCUGAGAGCGAGGAGAAGCGCGGCACUUCUCUCUGGAGUGUUCGGGGACGGAGGAUGGCAACACAAGCUACAUCUCCGCCAGCUGGCGUACCAUUGCAGAAUGGUACAAAUGGUGCAAAGAGUCCUAAUCCAACCAUCGCUCAUCCAUACGGCCAAACACCAGUACCUCUGCCAAGCUAUGCUCCUACUUCGCGAUCUGCGUCAGUCGCCUCUACUCCUACUGCGCAAAAGCAGAGCGCUUCGCCCUCACCAACAACUCCUUUUCUCCCACCAGGACAUCACCAAUCACCGCCAAUGCAGACAAAUCAUUUGAACCAGACAAUUUCACAGCACUCUCAGACGCAGAUACUCAACGCCCCAUCGCAGGCACAAGGUCUGAUGUCGCCAACACUGAAUCAGCUGCCGCACUCCGUCGAGUCAUCAAAUCACUACCAUGAGUUGACUGCUUUAGUCGAGAAAACGCCGGCUGACGUUGUUCGCCAAGUUGUUCGAGACAAAUGGGAAAAGUCUCUUGCGGGCUCACAGUAUCACAUUGCUUUCUUGUUGAAUGCGACUAUGCACCAAGCAUCUCCCGAGACUAUUGCUAAGGCCGUCCAGGAGUUCGGUGCAAGCCUGGUACAAAAGUCUAAGCGCGAGUUAUUGGGUCACCUUAACGCCAGUGACUUUGACGAGCUCGCCGACUUGAUACUCCCUCGGGUUAGUACACAGUUUCUGGACAGGGCCCUUGCAAGGCGUCUGGAGACGAUACCAGCCCGUCAGCUUGUCAACGCGUUGGCGCGUGCAGAACGGCUGGGCUACGAUGUCAAGGAUAUCGUCCAAGAGCAUAAUGAGCAUGUCAUCCCUUCUUUGCACUCAUUGCCAGUGCAGCCACAGCCGCAGCCCAUGGGGCCUCUAACAAACACGGCACUCAGUGCGAGGCAAUACCAUAAUCCCCCCGUCGCUUCGCAAACUCCCCCACCGCCAAUGCAAUAUGUUAAUGAACCAGCGACUCAAACUCCGACGAGGUACCCGUCAGAACUUCCAGGGCUCGUUUGGUGCAAGUGUGGUUGGCCAUGUGCUUCGCAAGCGGCACUCGACUAUCACCACAAGAAGAGCGCCUGCAACAGAAUCCAAGCAAAUGACGUAGCUGGGAGAGAUAUCUGCCUCUUUUGCGGUUGCAGAUUCGGCAGUGGCGGUGGUUUACUCUACCAUGAGAAGUCUAACGUCUGCGGAAACCACGCUCGCGUCACUGCUGAAAUGAUGCGGAAGUUGCUUCUCGCUCUUCGUCCUGAGAAUCCGCAGCCUCCUGUGCCAGACCCCUCUUCUCAAGUUACACGCAUCCCUUAUACCCAAGUGCCUUUACCGCCGAUUCAGCCCCAAACGACCUGGGCACACUCAACGACAUCAUAUCCUACUGGGACUCCAAGUCGUGAUUCGGGUCGCGAUCCAUACGCCCACCUCAGCCCGGAAGAUUUGAAGAGGUUCAAUGAUAUCAUGAAGAGUGCAGAAGCAAAAUACGGAGGUCUAAUGAAAGAUGCUAUGCUCCUCAACGAGCCAGAGAGAUCGAAACGAUUGGCAAGUCUAAAAAACUCAUAUAACACAAAGCAAAGCACCACUCGCAAGAAAUUUGGUAUCCGACUUCGCGAGAGGCGAACCCGAGGAGAGAUUGAAGCUGAGGAGGCUCGACUGAUGGGGACUCCAAGUGGCACCGCGACUCCACCGGCUACAGCCGCAUCUGACGGCGAUAUUCGCUCAAGGAAGAGGGCACGAACCGACGAUGACCAGUCGCCGUCAUCGAGCGCGACUAAAAGGACUCAAGAAAGUCCCCAGAAGAGGGUCCCUGUGUCAGAGAUGGGCGGACUCUCGGGGUCAUCAGCAACCGCAGAACUCACAGAUCCUACGGCAUACUUGAACCCAACUCAGCCCCGUUAUGCGCCAUCAAAAACAGCCGCCCUCGGUGGCCAGUCUAGGGUGUUUGGUUCUGCAGAGCGAACCAGACCGUCGAUGCGAGGGACCCUCGAUGAUCCCAUGUCAAUUCACGACGACGACAAUUCGGAAACAGACAGUGAUAGCGAUAGUGAUAGCGAGGGCGACAUUCCGGCUACUAUCUCCUAAUUUUACAGAUUCGCAAGCAUGAGCAUGGCGUUUGGGAUUACACGAUUUGAUACCCCUGACAUCAGGAAGUGAACGCACAGGAAAGUCAGGAUUGGGGUGCAUUGGGGACGGAGUUAAAUAAGCAUUUUGACGGACGCCGGUUAACAUAAACAAUGAUGCUGCGCCAAAUCAACAAAAAGACCAAUGGGAAUCUUGGGAGGGCAAGACAUCAGAGUUGCUUCCAGGACAACUGGGUUUUGGCUGCGAGCACUGGUUUCUAAAUGAUCUUUGGUCGAAACAGGCGUCGAAAAAAUAUCCUUAAGGGUAUAUAUGAGCGUGUACAUAUUGCACUAGGGGAUCUCGACGCGAAAACAGUUUUGGAGUCAAUAGGUAUCAUCAAAACGC
Fusarium oxysporum Fo47 is the source of this 2683-nucleotide messenger RNA. RefSeq lists its product as uncharacterized. Bases 260 to 2299 code for a protein of 679 amino acids. The transcript has 3 exons. The record is from RefSeq and is a predicted model, not a curated record. Lineage: Eukaryota; Fungi; Ascomycota; Sordariomycetes; Hypocreales; Nectriaceae.